UUGAUGAAUGAAUGAAUGAAUGAAUAAACGAGCUCAGUAAAAAAUUGUUUAUAAUAAUCAGGCAUGGCACAUAGAAUAUUUUUAGAACGUUCUGGUAUAAUUCCAAAAGUAGUAACCAAUGUUGCACAAAAAUUUAAAUACUUACUUGUAAUUGAUUUUGAAGCUACGUGCGAUCAAAAGAAAUUAUUAGUGCCGCAAGAGAUUAUUGAAUUUCCUUGUAUGGUGUUAGACACAGAUGAUUUGAAAGUGAAAAAUGUAUUUCAUCGAUAUGUAAAGCCAAGGAUUAAUCCUAACCUAACAUCAUUUUGCACUGAAUUAACUGGAAUAUUACAAGAUAUGGUCGAUGAUGAAGAUCACUUUCCAGUUGUAUUUUCUCAAUUCUGUACUUGGUUAAAGGAUAACAAUUAUUUUGAUCCAAUUGACAAGAGUGCUUUUGUAACGUGUGGCAAUUGGGAUUUAAAAGUGAUGUUACCUAAUCAAUGCGCUACGGACAAUUUACAAAUACCAGAAGAAUUUAAACAAUGGAUCAACUUGAAAGAAACAUUUUGCGUGUCGUGCAAAUAUUUUCCUCGAAGUUUAACAGAUAUGAUCUCUCAUUUGGAGCUUCCAUUCAAAGGUAGAUUACAUUCUGGUAUCAGUGAUACAACAAACAUGAUUCAAAUAAUUCAAGCAUUGUGCAAAAAGCAUGAAGCACAAUUUAUAAUUACAAACAAGUUGGAUGAGAAGAAGAUAUAAAUUUUGUAAAACUACAACAUUUC
This is a messenger RNA of Polistes dominula (European paper wasp), 758 nucleotides long. Its product is annotated as 26S proteasome non-ATPase regulatory subunit 6. Gene Ontology annotation, molecular function: nucleic acid binding; 3'-5'-RNA exonuclease activity. Gene Ontology annotation, biological process: proteasome-mediated ubiquitin-dependent protein catabolic process. Gene Ontology annotation, cellular component: proteasome regulatory particle. The record is from RefSeq and is a predicted model, not a curated record. NCBI's taxonomy places the organism in Eukaryota, Metazoa, Arthropoda, Insecta, Hymenoptera, Vespidae.